UAUUGAGCACCAUGUCUUUCAUUGACGUUGCUGAGGACUCUGACUUCUCCUACCAGAACCUUCCUUAUGGUAUAUUCUCAACCCCAUCAAACGCGACUCCACGUAUUGGAGUAGCUAUUGGAGACUGGGUGUUGGACGUGGCAGCAGUUAAACACCUCUUCAGUCCUGAACUUGUUGAGCAAUGUAUUGAAGGACAGACGACACUGAACGCCCUGAUGGGAGCAGGUCGUCCAGCAUGGACUGAGUUCAGGAACACCCUCAAGAAGAUCCUGUCUAAAGACGAGUCAGCUCUGCAAAACAACGCAGGGUUGAGGUCUGGUGCUCUUAUUGCUGCGAAGGAGGUCACGAUGCACAUGCCUGCUACUAUAGGUGACUACACGGACUUCUACUCGUCACGUAACCACGCUACUAAUGUUGGAACUAUGUUUAGAGGGAAAGACAACGCCCUGCAACCUAACUGGCUGCACCUGCCAGUAGGAUAUCACGGUCGAGCCUCCUCAGUGGUCCUCAGUGGAACUGAGAUCAGACGACCUGCGGGACAAAUCCUACCCUCGCCCACUGCCACUACACCGGUGUUUGGAGCUUGUAGACUUUUGGACUUUGAGCUGGAAAUGGGAUUCUUUGUAGGACCUGGCAACAAAUUUGGGGACGCUAUAAAAAUGGAAGACGCUGCUGAUCAAAUAUUCGGAAUGGUUCUGAUGAACGACUGGAGUGCUCGUGAUAUCCAGAAGUGGGAAUAUGUUCCGUUAGGUCCCUUCAAUGGUAAGAACUUUGGAACGACCAUCUCACCUUGGGUGGUAACCAUGGAUGCGCUUGCUCCAUUCCGGCUUCCACUGGAACCUAAGACUGAUCCAGAACCACUGCCUUAUUUGGUCGAGAAGGAUAGUUACCAGUUUGACAUUAAACUCUUCACUGCGAUUCAAGGAGAAAAUAUGAACAAAUCAGAGAUUGUGGCGUCAAGUAACUUCAAGUACAUGUACUGGAGCCCUCGUCAACAACUGGUGCACCACAGUGUUACUGGGUGUAACAUGAGACCUGGAGAUCUGCUUGGAUCUGGUACUAUCUCCGGCACCGAACCUCACGAAUAUGGCUCUAUGUUAGAGUUGUGUUGGAAAGGAACUAAAGAAGUAAAACUUGGAGACUCUGGAGAAAUCAGAAAAUUCCUCAAGGAUGGAGAUGAUGUGAUAAUGACAGGGUACGCACAAGGUAUGGGCUAUAGAGUAGGAUUCGGGAAUUGUACCGGUAAAGUCCUUCCUGCUAACCAACUUUGAUAGGAGUUAGGACAAUUCUAGUAUUUUAUUAUUUUAGUAUAACGGAACGGAAUAUUAUUUAUUAUUAGUACAUUUUAUGUUUUAUUGUGGCUGUAUUAUAAUUUAUUUUUGCUUUUGAAUAUCUAUA
Messenger RNA from Bolinopsis microptera, 1398 nucleotides. Its product is annotated as fumarylacetoacetase-like. Gene Ontology annotation, biological process: L-phenylalanine catabolic process; L-tyrosine catabolic process; homogentisate catabolic process. Gene Ontology annotation, molecular function: fumarylacetoacetase activity. The coding region runs from base 12 to 1271 and encodes 419 amino acids. Lineage: Eukaryota; Metazoa; Ctenophora; Tentaculata; Lobata; Bolinopsidae. The record is from RefSeq and is a predicted model, not a curated record. The transcript is spliced from 13 exons.